GCAGCAGCAGCAAGAGCUGAAGCUGGAGCUGAAGCAGCAGCAGCAGCAGCAGCAGCCGCCGCCGCCGCCGCCUCAGCAGCAGCCUCCACCACCGCCGCGGAAUCCCCUCUGGGUGCAGAAGUGAGCGCAGAGCCGCCACGCCGGCGACAGUGGGAGUAGGACCCGAGGCUGCACGGGUGGUUCAGAGGCAGCAGCUGCAUCUCCUCAGCUCGGGAAGCCGGACAGGCGGGAGAGGAAGCCAAAGUAGAGCGCUCCCAGGUUGCCCCAGCGGGGCCAUGGUGCCACCGCUUCUCCCGGCGCCCCGGGCAAGCCCGGGGCCCCCGCCGCCUCUGCUGCUCGGGCUGUUGCUGCUACUGCUGCAGCUGUGCAGGGGUCUGAGCGCCGAGGACAGCGGCGCCAUGGAAGAGAUCGCCACAGAGAAGGAGGCGGAGGAGAGCCACCGGCAGGACAGUGUGAGCCUCCUGACGUUCAUCCUGCUCCUCACCCUCACCAUCCUCACCAUCUGGCUCUUCAAACACCGCCGGGUGCGCUUCCUGCAUGAGACCGGCCUGGCUAUGAUCUAUGGGCUCAUUGUUGGGGUGAUCCUACGGUAUGGCAUUCCUGCUACCAGUGGUCAUGAUAAGUCUCUCAGCUGUUCUCAAGAAGACAGGCCAUUCAGCACCCUACUGGUCAAUGUCAGUGGGAAGUUCUUUGAGUAUACAUUAAAAGGAGAAAUUAGCCCUGGAAAGAUCAACAAUGUCGAACAGAAUGACAUGCUGAGAAAGGUAACUUUUGAUCCAGAAGUAUUUUUCAAUAUUUUGCUGCCUCCAAUUAUUUUCCAUGCUGGAUAUAGUUUAAAGAAGGUAAGAAGACACUUUUUCAGGAAUCUUGGGUCUAUCUGGGCUUAUGCUUUCUAGGGACUGGCUGUCUCCUGUUUCAUUAUUGGAAAUCUUAUGUAUGGUGUGGUGAAGCUCAUGAAGCUGGUAGGACAGCUCUCUGACAAAUUUUACUACAGCAGGCAUUGUCUCUUGUUUGGAGCAAUUAUCUCUGCGACUGAUCCAGUGACUGUACUAGCCAUAUUCAAUGAACUACACGCGGAUGUGGAUCUCUAUGCCCUUCUCUUUGGAGAAAGUGUCCUAAAUGAUGCUGUGGCCAUAGUGUUAUCCUCGUCUAUUGUUGCCUACCAGCCAACAGGGUUGAAUACCCACGCUUUUGAUGCAGCUGCAUUCUUUAAAUCCGUAGGAGUGUUCCUGGGAAUAUUCAGUGGCUCCUUUGCCAUGGGAGCAGUGACUGGAGUUGUGACAGCUCUAGUGACCAAGUUUACGAAGCUUCACUGCUUCCCCCUGCUGGAGACUGCUCUCUUUUUCUUAAUGUCCUGGAGUACCUUCCUUUUAGCAGAAGCCUGUGGUUUUACAGGUGUUGUGGCUGUCCUCUUCUGUGGAAUUACCCAAGCUCAUUACACCUACAACAACCUGUCAGUGGAGUCGAGAAGUCGAACCAAGCAACUUUUUGAAGUGCUCCACUUCCUGGCAGAGAACUUCAUAUUCUCCUACAUGGGCUUAGCCCUGUUCACCUUCCAGAAGCACAUUUUCAGCCCUAUAUUCAUCAUUGGAGCUUUUAUUGCCAUCUUCCUGGGAAGAGCUGCCCACAUUUACCCUCUGUCCUUCUUCUUGAAUCUGGGCAGAAGACAUAAGAUCGGCUGGAACUUUCAACACAUGAUGAUGUUUUCAGGCCUCCGUGGAGCAAUGGCUUUUGCUUUGGCCAUCCGGGACACUGCGACUUAUUCUCACCAGAUGAUGUUCUCCACGACUCUCCUGAUCGUCUUCUUCACAGUGUGGAUCAUCGGUGGAGGCACUACCCCCAUGUUGUCGUGGCUCAACAUAAGAGUCGGUGUCCAGGAUCCAUCAGAAGAAGAUCUCAAUGAAACCCGAUGGAGGUAUUUCAGAGUUGGAGUUGAUCCAGAUCAAGACCCACCACCCAGCAAUGACAGCUUUCAAGUCUUACAGGGGGAUGGUCCAGAUGCUGCGAGAGGAAACCGGACAAAGCAAGAGAGUGCCUGGAUAUUCAGGCUGUGGUAUAGCUUUGACCACAAUUACUUGAAGCCUAUUCUCACUCACAGUGGACCACCAUUAACUACAACCCUCCCAGCGUGGUGUGGCUUGCUAGCUCGAUGCCUGACCAGCCCACAGGUAUAUGAAAAUCAGGAACAACUGAGAGAUGAAGAUUCUGAUUUUAUACUGAAUGAUGGUGAUCUCACUCUGACAUAUGGAGACAGCACCAUAACGGCAAAUGGCUCCUCAGGCUCCCACACGGCCACCACAAGCCUUGAGGGCAGGAGAACAAAAAGCAGCUCAGAGGAGGCACUAGAACGAGACCUGGGAAUGGGAGACCACGAAGUUUCAAACCGGGGCACCCGACUGGUAUUUCCUUUGGAAGACAAUGCAUGACCCCCAAAUUCCUCAAGCAUAAGAGUAGGCCCCUAACCAGAGUAAGGAAGGGUUACAGGCCCUUGUGUCGUUUGUGGUGGAAGAUGCUCAGUGAAUGGAACGAACACUUCUAUUUGCCAAUGGUUUUAUUGAGGUCUGAAGAUCCAAACCUUAAUGUGACCCCCCCACACACACUUCCCCAAAACAGUUAAUUAAAGAUGCAGAUGGUGGGCUUAAAGUGUCUCCAAAUCAAGACAAAGAUGAACCUAUUCCCACUUUCUUACAGAGUAGUACACUGAAUCCUUUUUUUAACAGCAUGCUAUAAUGUAACUCAUUCACCUGCAGUCCUUGAGCUAAAGAGAGGGGGGGGACACCCCUAAAGAUGAUUCAGGUUAUUAAUUUGUAUCCGGCCUCUCUUGGGCUGCAAAGUGGGAGGUAGGGGAAAACGAGAUCUCAAUGGAAGAAAGUAGAGCGUGGACCUCCAAGAGAAGAGACGACCAGUGUUAAAUGUUUCACAUGUAAAGAAACAGUGUAAAAUGGCAGCUCCAAAGCCUGGGGCCCUGUGAACAUCUUAUUCUGGGAUUCAUGACUUUGAAAGCCUGCUCUAUUUCAUCGUGAGAAAAGAAUGGGAAGGAGGCAGAGUUUCUCUGGAUGCUUUCAUGAAAAAGGUGUUUAGUGUUCUUGGAGUGUUUUGAAACCAAAGUCAAAGUGAGGCACACUAGGGGACAGGGAGAGAGGGUCAUUGUUCUGGUUUUGGUUUUAGUUUAAUUCACCUAGGGUCAGGAGGUGCUUAGAAAGGGCAAAAAAACUUUCAAGUUCCUGAGGCCCACAACAGUCCUGACUUCUAGAACGUAACCCUGAGCUGUGCUACUUACUGAUGGGAAUAUAUUGACUUGGCUAUUUUCUUGCACUGAAAUGGUUGUAAUGAAUAACUGGACAUUAAGGAAGCCAAGGGGAAGAAGAGGAUAAAGGGCCUUCUAGUGGGUAAGAGGAAUUUGAUUUGGGGAGGGAAAAGAUGGAAAUGGGAUGGAAGGAAAUCAAUUUCACAGCACAAGAAGCAUGCUGCAAUGAAAAUGGUUUUCUAAAGGACCAUCGAAUCUCUCUCUCUCUCUCUCUCUCUCUCUCUCUCUCUCUCUCUCUCUUGGCAAUUGGGGUUAAGUGACUUGCCCAGGGUCACACAGCUAGUAAGUGUUAAGUAUCUGAGGCUGCAUCUGAACUCAGGUCCUCCUGACUCCAGGGCCAGUGCUUUAUCCACUGUGCCACCUAGCUGUCCCUCAUCAAAUCUCUCUUAAUGAAGUUUUCUGAAUUGACAAAAGCCUGAGAUGCUUGCAACAGCAUGGCUAGUUAAUUGGAGGGCUGAAAUUCUUAGGGACUGAUAUCUAGAGAAGUUUUGAGAUAUGCCUUUUCUUUGAUCUGAAUAAUGCCUAUACUGAGGGAAUAUUGCCUGAUUUAAGGUUAAAAGACUUUAUUAUCUUGGUCAUCUUCAUUCACAUCACUCAGUGUCCUGGUAAGAAAAAAAGAGGGUAGGAUUCUUGGUACCUAAGGAGACUAACAUCAUCUUACUGUGUGAAUGGAUGAUUUUUUUCUCUUUUUUUCUAAGUUAAUAGUAUGAUUCUUUCUAUGUGAUCCCUACUGCCUGUUAGAGACACCUAGAAGGACUGAAAUACCAAAAGAAUUCUCUGAAGGACUGUAGCUUUUUCUCCCAUCUUUCAGCUUUGAUACUAGAAUAUUUGGGGACCCCAUUUUUUAAAAUGUAUGGAAAACACAUCAGCUUUUUUAUUACCCAAAGAAGGACAGUUUCCCAUCCCACUGUAAAUUACCUUUCCCUGAUUUUUCAUAGUAGCGGAGGAAUUCAUCAUAGCCUCAUAAAGUUUUAGAAUUAAAAAUUAAGUGUGGGAGAAACCAGAGUUCCAAUGUGUUCAAAAUUAUUUUAUAAAUAUUAUUUACUGUUAAGAUAUAGUCUGGACAUGUAGAGCUUAAUGUUUAAAAUGAGAAACUACCUCCUCAUUCGUGUCCCUUCAAUAGAAGAAUAUCUGGUAAGACUGUGGUGGAUAAACCUUCAUCUCUGUGCUUUUGAAAGAACCUAAUGAAAUUCAAAAUUGGAUAUGAUAGCUACUUCUGUAAGGAUCUCUGAUGGUCAGGCAAGUACUUGAGAUACACCACCAACAGACACACUAAGCAGCUCUCAGAAAAUCUUGGAAGUGCAGAGUUUCUGUUGUGGUGUCCUGCUACCCACUUAGAGCUGUCAGGACAGACAACAGCAUGAACGGCUGCGUGUGUGCAGCUUGGUACAAAGGGCCAACACAGAAUCUUUUCCCUCUGAGUCUUAUCUAAGUCUUAUCUAAGGAUAAUCCCCCAAACUAGGUUUUCUUCUUUGUUGAUUUUUGGUUUUUGUUUGGUUGGUUUUUUUCACUCAAGCCUCUCCCACCUUAAAGUCAAUGUCUAUUCAUUUAAAUUAAUAUUAGAGGGGCAGCUAGGUGGCACAGUGGAUAGAGCACCGGCCCUGGAUUCAGGAGGACCUGAGUUCAAAUCCAGCCUCAGACACUUAACACUUACUAGUUGUGUGACCUUGGGCAAGUCACUUAACCCCAAUUGCGUCACCAAAAAAAAAAUUAAUAUCAGAAGGAAGGAAAACGCUGGCAAACAACAUCCUGAGGGCUGAGUGGGCCUUACUUCAAACCUGCUCACACCAAGCCCUGGCUGCCAUUAAUGGCAUGGAGUUACUACUGUCUUAAAUUUCUAGGAAAAGUUACUGUUCAUUACAGGAAAUUGUCAUGGUGGGGAAAAACCUGCUGAGUUUCCACUAUCAUACUCUGAAUUCAUCUGUAUCUCACAUUCAUACACAAGAGAUCUGUGUUGUGGGUUUUUCUGCACCACAAAUACUUCCCUCUGAGCCACCUGAAUAGGGCAGUGGAGAAUGUCAAAACUAGAAAUCUCUCUAGUAGUUCUUGUCCUUUUCCUAUCCCCCAAUACUUAGUGUGUAGCUUUUGGAAUACUCCUGUGUUGGGCAGUUCCCAUUUCUUGGUCUUGAAAAUAGAAAGAAUAACCCUGACCUAACCGCAGGUCCUGAGAUUUGUUUAUCUUUGACAAGAUGAUUUCAACCUUGGAUGCACCUUGUCAAUGUUCCCCAAAGAAGCAAUAGAAGUUUAGAAAGCCAAAGCCAACUGUCCACAAUGAGCCGUACUAGUUGGCCAAAUUGUCCUCUACCAACUUUAUGGAAAACCAAACCAAAAUGAACAAAUAAUGGAACAUUUGACUAAAUAAUGCACACAGAUCUGAAAAAUGGAAAUCUUGAGGGGAAAGAGAUUUUAAAUGGUAUUUCUGAGCCUCAUUCUCCUAUUUUGUUCUGGGUAUAAUGUGUCUGUCCUUCCAGGGAGCACAUUAGAGACAGACUCCUACCAUUUAACAAUUAAGUCUGAAGCACUGAACCCCUUCAAGCAGUCACGCAUUCAUCAGCAACCCAGGAGGGAAGAAUUUUCAUUCAGGGGAUUAGAAAAUGGAAAAGACGUUCCAUAAAUCCCAGCUGAGAAAGGGGGUAUUUGAGAAUCUUUAUGGAGAAGGAGCCAAGGUAUGCGUGUCCCUAUACAGAGAGGGUAUUUUAAAGCCUACCCUCCUGACCUUGAUUCCUGUGUGUGGUCAAAACAAAGUUUGUUGUUGUUGCUUCAAGUGAAAGACAGCUGUGUGCUAAAAACCCUUGCCAACUCUGCUGUUACCAGGGCAGCGUCACAGCAGCCUUCUGUUUCUGAGACAUGCCAGAUGCUGCCUCUAAAGAUAUUCACACACCUAGAAAACUCCUAUCAUCUUGGAAUAAAUACUUGAAAGGAUGCUCAAGAUUUCCUCCUCUUCAAACCAGCUCUGAUCACCCCCCUAUAUCUUAGUGUACAUUAGGAACCAAUUCUGAAUCUGUGCUGACACUUUAACAGCCAUGGAACAGACCCAUAUUGAACACAGGAUUCCAUAUCUCAAAGGAAGGAGGAGGCUUACAGGAGCUGGUACAACUUGUUCUUAUAAAAUAAAUGUCAGUAGUACCAAAAUUCAGGGUAUUUAUUCUUCUCACCACCAUCCUUGCAUUGGACAAAAAAAAAAAAUCCUGAUAAUGGCUCCUUUGGAAGACACAGACUUAGCUUUCUCUCUUGGAGAAUCAGUUUCUGGCAUUUUGAUAGGAAAUUGAUAUACAGUUGCAGUAAGGGGAAUAAUGGCUCCCCUAGGGUCUUCUUUCAGAUAAAUAUAGGAAGGGCACAGGUGACUCAUUCAAACCCUGGCCAGCCUGAGCACUCACUGGACCAGGAAGACAAAUAAGCUUGGAUGCAUGAUAGCCAGAGAGCAUCUUGUAAGGAGAAAAUGUUUCCAUUAAGUUAAUAGCAAAAAGCUCUUUAGCUUGGGCCUCAGGCCAGUGAAAUACCAUCUGUCAUUUGAAAUAAUUUUGAAAAUCAGAAAAAUACAACCCCAGGUGCAAAAUUAGGCAUUAGAGAAAUUCCUGACAAGAUAAAAGAUUUUCAAGAGGAAGUGGAUUGAAAGUUCCCAAAGUAGAAAAAAAAAAAGAAAACUGAAAGUUCCCAAAGUAGAAAAAAAAAAAGAAAACUAUUAUUAUGUUAAUGUUGUUUCAGGUUUUUCCCCUAAUAGGAAAUGAAUAUACUCCCUCCAAUGCUUACUGUGACCAAGACCUUUGCCAGGUAAAUGUUUACUAAUAAUGUAGUCAAGGAAGACAAUCAGUUAAACACAGGUCAGUUUGAACUGACCAGGUUAGUUCCAAGAAAAUGUUUUAAAAAUAGUUCUUACUAUCUGUUGUGAAAUAUGAACUGGCCUAAUUUGGAGUCUGAGGGAGGGAGUAGAAUCCAAGAACCAGGUUACUGGUUUAAAAAGAUUUUACUUAUCUCUCUCAGACACAUGGUGAAUGUGACUUGUUCUCUGCCUGCCUUUUCUCUUACUAAAGUACAACGAUCACUUCAUGGAUAGCCAGCCAGGCUGUCAGUGAAUUCCUCGUGUUGAAUCUUGCUAGUCAUAGACAACUUUCUAAUAGUGUUAGUCAUUAGAACGUACUGGCAAGGGGAUGACUGAGUAGUUGCUUCAAUGAGAAGUAGCACUGGGCAGUGAGAACUUUUCUUUGCCAUCUUCUCCUCCCCCCCACCCCCACCCCAAACCACUAACUAGAACAAAAUAUAGAAAAGUCCAUUUUUAGUGUUGAAAGUCUCAGUUCGUCUUGGACAAUCAAGUGGGAUCCUGCAGCAUUCGAGCAGAACUGUCAGCAUUGCCUUUAGGACUUUUGGCAGUGGUGGUCAAAAACCUAAAUGUAAAUAAACAAUUUAUUCAAAUCUCAGAGACUAUAAAGAGAAGAGGGAGAACCCCAUUGCAGUUGCACAAA
Molecule: messenger RNA, 7767 nt
Organism: Dromiciops gliroides (monito del monte)
Lineage: Eukaryota; Metazoa; Chordata; Mammalia; Microbiotheria; Microbiotheriidae
Gene: SLC9A7
Product: solute carrier family 9 member A7
Biological process (GO): regulation of pH; sodium ion transport; proton transmembrane transport
Cellular component (GO): membrane; recycling endosome
Molecular function (GO): sodium:proton antiporter activity
Source: RefSeq, a predicted model, not a curated record